GGAACCGGAAGCGCCCGUGUUUUGGGACCCAGCUGUUUCAAUCCCGGCAUUUUUUCACCACCUUAUUUCCCGUGGUAGUAUCUCCUUUCGCAGAGGUGGGAUGGGGGAAGCGGAGAAGUUUCACUACAUCUACAGUUGUGAUCUGGAUAUCAACGUACAGCUUAAAAUAGGAAGUUUGGAAGGCAAGAGAGAACAAAAGAGUUACAAAGCUGUUCUAGAAGACCCGAUGUUGAAGUUUUCAGGACUGUACCAAGACACAUGCUCUGACCUUUACGUCACUUGUCAAGUUUUUGCAGAAGGGAAGCCUCUGGCCUUGCCAGUGAGAACAUCUUACAAGGCAUUUAGUACAAGAUGGAACUGGAAUGAGUGGCUAAAACUGCCUGUGAAAUACCCUGACCUGCCCAGGAACGCCCAAGUGGCCCUGACUAUAUGGGAUGUGUAUGGACCAGGAAAGGCAGUGCCUGUCGGUGGGACAACGGUUUCACUCUUUGGAAAAUACGGCAUGUUUCGCCAAGGGAUGCAUGAUUUGAAAGUCUGGCCUAAUGUAGAAGCAGAUGGAUCAGAACCCACAAAAACUCCUGGCAGAACAAGCAGUACUCUCUCAGAAGAUCAGAUGAGCCGCCUUGCCAAGCUCACCAAAGCCCAUCGACAAGGACACAUGGUGAAAGUAGAUUGGCUGGACAGAUUGACCUUUAGAGAAAUUGAAAUGAUAAAUGAGAGUGAAAAACGAAGUUCAAAUUUCAUGUACUUAAUGGUUGAGUUUCGAUGUGUCAAGUGCGAUGAUAAGGAAUAUGGUAUUGUUUAUUAUGAAAAGGAUGGUGAUGAAUCAUCUCCAAUUUUAACAAGCUUUGAGAUAGUGAAAGUUCCUGACCCUCAGAUGUCUAUGGAGAACUUGGUUGAGAGCAAACAUCACAAGCUUGCCCGGAGUUUAAGAAGUGGACCUUCUGACCAUGAUCUCAAACCUAAUGCUGCCACAAGAGAUCAACUAAACAUUAUUGUGAGUUAUCCACCAACCAAGCAACUUACAUAUGAAGAACAAGAUCUUGUUUGGAAGUUUAGAUAUUAUCUCACUAACCAAGAAAAAGCUUUGACAAAAUUCUUGAAAUGCGUUAAUUGGGAUCUACCUCAGGAGGCCAAACAGGCACUGGAACUUCUGGGGAAGUGGAAGCCCAUGGAUGUAGAGGAUUCCUUGGAGCUGUUGUCUUCCCAUUACACCAACCCAACAGUGAGGUGCUAUGCUGUUGCGCGACUGCGGCAGGCAGAUGAUGAGGAUUUGUUGAUGUACCUAUUACAGCUGGUCCAAGCUCUCAAAUAUGAAAAUUUUGAUGAUAUAAAGAAUGGAUUAGAACCUACCAAGAAGGACAGUCAGGGUUCAGUGUCAGAGAGUGUGUCAAAUGCUGGAAUAAAUUCUGCAGAAAUAGAUAGCUCCCAAAUUAUAAGCAGCCCUCUGCCUCCAGUGUCUUCCCCUCCUCCUGCAUCUAAAACAAAGGAAGGUUCAGACAGUGAAAAUCUGGAGCAAGAUCUCUGUACCUUCUUGAUAUCAAGAGCCUGCAAAAACUCAACACUGGCUAAUUAUUUAUACUGGUACGUGAUAGUGGAAUGUGAAGAUCAGGACACCCAGCAGAGAGAUCCAAAGACCCAUGAGAUGUACUUGAAUGUAAUGAGACGAUUCAGCCAAGCCUUGCUGAAGGGUGACAAGUCUGUCAGAGUGAUGCGUUCUUUGCUGGCUGCACAGCAGACGUUUGUAGAUCGGCUGGUGCAUCUAAUGAAGGCGGUGCAGCGUGAAAGCGGAAAUCGUAAGAAGAAGAAUGAGAGACUGCAGGCAUUGCUUGGAGACAGUGAAAAGAUGAACCUGUCAGAUAUGGAAGUUAUCCCAUUGCCUUUAGAACCCCAGGUGAAAAUUAGAGGAAUAAUCCCAGAAACAGCUACACUAUUCAAGAGUGCCCUUAUGCCUGCACAGUUGUUCUUUAAGACAGAAGAUGGAGGCAAAUACCCAGUUAUAUUUAAGCAUGGAGACGACCUUCGCCAAGAUCAACUUAUUCUUCAAAUUAUUUCGCUCAUGGACAAGCUUCUACGGAAAGAAAAUCUGGAUUUGAAGUUAACACCCUAUAAAGUUUUAGCCACAAGUACAAAACAUGGCUUCAUGCAGUUUAUCCAGUCAGUUCCUGUUGCUGAAGUUCUUGAUACAGAAGGAAGCAUUCAGAACUUUUUUAGAAAAUACGCACCAAGCGACAAUGGGCCCUAUGGGAUCAGUGCUGAGGUUAUGGACACUUACGUUAAGAGCUGUGCUGGAUAUUGUGUGAUUACAUAUAUACUUGGAGUUGGAGACAGGCACUUGGAUAACCUUUUGCUGACAAAAACAGGCAAACUCUUCCACAUAGACUUUGGAUACAUCUUGGGUCGAGAUCCGAAGCCUCUUCCCCCUCCAAUGAAGCUGAAUAAAGAAAUGGUAGAAGGAAUGGGGGGCACACAGAGCGAGCAGUACCAAGAGUUCCGUAAACAGUGUUACACAGCUUUCCUCCACCUUCGAAGGUAUUCUAAUCUAAUCUUGAACUUGUUUUCCUUGAUGGUGGAUGCAAACAUUCCAGAUAUUGCUCUUGAACCAGAUAAAACUGUGAAAAAGGUUCAGGAUAAAUUCCGUCUAGACCUGUCUGACGAAGAGGCGGUGCAUUACAUGCAGAGCCUGAUCGAUGAAAGUGUCCAUGCCGUGUUUGCUGCGGUGGUGGAGCAGAUCCACAAGUUCGCCCAGUACUGGAGAAAAUGAAACUGAGUUUGGCCCGUCAAGGGGUUUGGCUCUGAAGAAAACUACCUUAGAAGCAACCUUGUCUAAUGAAGAUUUCAGAGUAACAAGCAAGAGAGCACAUUUAAUCUUCAAGAUACCAUAUAUCCUAAAUGUUACAUGGUGUCAGAAUUCCUUGGAUGUCAUUGCUUAAAUAUGGUCUUGAAGGGUUUUGUUUUGAAAUAUUGUAUAUAUUUAUUUUCAAAUGUACACAUUGGUAAACAAGAUAUUCAUUUUCUCUAAUACUAGUUUGGGGUUUUAUUUUUGUUUUGUUUUUUUGUUUGUUUUUUAAACUAUGGUACAUAGUUCUCCUACCUUGUAAAUACAUAAAGCAGGAUAUGAAAAUGUAGCCAUAUCUGGAUAACUGGCUAAAAGGUAAUACAGCAGCACCUUUUAAUAUUGAGCCUGUAUUUUUAUAUAUAUGUGAGUGUGUGUAAGCAUAAAUUGUCUUCCUAACAACAUUUUUUUGCUGUAAACUUCAUUUUUUUAGCCUUUUGAAAUAGCUCCCCUAUUAAUGUAAUAUAUCCUCUCUGAUUUAACCAAAUGAUUUUUUUAAGACUAGAAGUCCCUCUCAUCUGUCUAGCUUUUUUGCUUCAUGCAACUUUGGGAAAAAUAAAUGCACACAAAUGAGAAGAGCAACACAGUCAUAAUCUUUGCAAAUUAAUAUGUUGCAUAUUCACGUGGUUUGUUUUGGAAGGAAAAGAGUAUCUCAUUCUCUUGGUGCCAAAUAAAUAUAAAUAUCAAAUAACAGAAAAGAUUAAGAAGGUUAACUGAAAGCACCCUUUCAGAGAAUACCAUUAAUUAUAAUGUUUACUUGUCACUAAAUUCUUAUCUGUGAGCUUGUCUCUUUAGAGUGGGGUUACCAGCUGGAAAGGAAGCGAAUAAUUAGGAGACAUCCUAAAGGCAUAUGGAAUGUGAUUUCUAGAGAACACAUGC
Molecule: messenger RNA, 3715 nt
Organism: Pteronotus mesoamericanus
Lineage: Eukaryota; Metazoa; Chordata; Mammalia; Chiroptera; Mormoopidae
Gene: PIK3C3
Product: phosphatidylinositol 3-kinase catalytic subunit type 3
Exons: 25
Coding region: 101-2764 (887 amino acids)
Biological process (GO): phosphatidylinositol-3-phosphate biosynthetic process; endocytosis; phosphatidylinositol-mediated signaling
Cellular component (GO): endosome; membrane; cytoplasm
Molecular function (GO): 1-phosphatidylinositol-3-kinase activity
Source: RefSeq, a predicted model, not a curated record